This is a messenger RNA of Salmo salar (Atlantic salmon), 4593 nucleotides long. The record is from RefSeq and is a predicted model, not a curated record. Lineage: Eukaryota; Metazoa; Chordata; Actinopteri; Salmoniformes; Salmonidae.
GAGGCGGAGGAGAGAGCGAGAGGGAAAACCAGGAGAUAGUAUGAAAACCCACGACCAUGGGGUCUUGUAUGUACAGUGAUACGACUAAAGCCCAUCUUUUCUCGUCUUCAUUCUUCAAAGGACAAGUAUCGGUCUCUUUUUCCAGAUGUAUGUAACAAAAUGACAGGCGUUCGUAACGAAUGCUCCCGUUUUCCUUAUAUCUCAAUUCGUUCGCGGAAGAUUCAUCAGUGGGGCUCGGCAGCGCUGCUUGUCUCUCAUUUGAACCGUUCGAUCUAAUGGGAGUGGUAUAGCUUCAUUAUUAACACUCUGACGGUGGUGGUGAAUGGCAAAUAAUGUGUCUAAUCCAGUUUUUCCAAGACCAUUGUUUUGUGCAAUGUGAGCUUGAUCGACUCUGCUGUGUCGUUACGUGUUGAGAGGAGGGAGGGUCUUCCCCAUCAUUGUUGAAUCACGCUUCGGGCUUAACGCUUCGGUCUUCCGUCAUUUGGAAACCAUUUGGAUGUGAGACUAAAUAAAGCCAGAAACCUGGACCUUGACCUGGGGAGACAGUGGACCUGGGGAGACAGUGCAGACCUUUGUGUAAUUUUUAUGAGAACAUUUUUAUCUCCAUAUUUUAGAGACCCCGGAGUGUGCAUAUAUCAAAAGCGUUGCUGAGGGACCAUUGAAGAAGAUAGGGGGGAGACGAGGAGAUUACGAGGUAACGCCAGGGGUGGGGAAAAUGCUGCCUUCGCAAGAAGCCUCCAAGAUUUACCAUGACAACUACAUGCGGAAUUCGCGGGCCAUUGGGGUUCUGUGGGCUAUUUUCACCAUAUGUUUGGCCAUUAUUAACGUGGUGGUGUUCAUUCAGCCCUACUGGAUUGGGGACAGCGUGAACACCCCACACGCCGGCUACUUCGGCUUGUUUCACUACUGCGUGGGCACUGGGAACUCCAACCGGGAGCUCACCUGCCAAGGAACCUUCGCCGAAUUCAGCAGCAUCCCUUCGAGCGCAUUUAAAGCGGCAACCUUCUUCGUGUUGCUGUCCAUGGUGCUGAUCUUGGGAUGCAUCGCCUGCUUCAUCCUCUUCUUCUUCUGCAACACCGCCACUGUCUACAAGACCUGCGCUUGGAUGCAGCUGCUAUGUGCCGUGUGUUUGAUCCUGGGCUGUAUGAUCUUUCCGGAUGGCUGGGACUCGGAAGUGGUGCGCGACAUGUGUGGCGAGGAGACGGGGAAGUACACGCUGGGGAACUGUUCGGUGCGCUGGGCCUACAUGCUGGCUAUCGUUGGCAUCAUGGACGCCCUCAUCCUCUCCUUCCUGGCCUUCGUGCUGGGCAACCGGCAGAACGACUUCCAGCUGGAGGAGCAGCUUAAAGCAGAACAAAAAGAUUUUGCAGUGUCCAGGCAUCUCCACCUUGGCUCCACCCUCAGGAUGGACGGAAUUGAAAUCCGGGAGACCAAGGAUCCACGAUACGGAGUCCAACGGUUCCACUGAGCGCACUCCCCCCAACAGUUUCAGACCCUCCUCUUCAUCUCCUCUGCUCAUUCGCCCCCAAAGACCAUAGCUCUUCAGGUCUAACCACUGGUCUCAAAGUGGAGCUGUUUGUAAAAUAGAACUGAAAUGGAAGAUAUUCAAAAAGAGAAACUAUUUGAAGAGAAAUAUGAUAAAAAAGGAAUUAUAUGAUCAGCUUUAUAAAACUCUGGGAAAAAAAUUAAUGAUAUACAGUAUUAAUUAAUUAUCACAUAAUAUUACUAUAACAAAGUAAUGAAGUUAAUGAUAAUGAUGAUGCUUGCGGCAGGCAUAUUCUAUGAAAAUCUACAUAUUUUUAUUCAGAAUGGAAAAUGAGUCAUUUCCAGCUUUAAAAAUAACCAUUUAAGAAGUGCAUUUGUACAAGUGGGUGCUACUUCUGAGAUAUCUAAUAAAAGAAGACAAAAAAGGAAGAAAAAAAACACAAACAAGAAUUUUGUACAGCGACAGUAAUUUUGAAGACCAUCUUUUUUUCUGACAAAUUUUCAACUUCCCCUUUUUGUACAUGAGGUCUGGUCCCAGGAAAUACAAAAGAAAAAGAAGACAAGUGUAAAUAAGGUGUUUCUAUGGAAACAUGGUAAAAAUAGCAUUUAUUACCCCAUAAUUAUCAUCCCUUAAAACCCUUCAGAAUAGCAACCCCUUUCUGAUCAUUGUCUUGGAAAAGGAAGUGUGGAUUAUCUGCACCAUUUCUUCUCUUCUACCCGUGUAAUUUGAUCUACCAACAUCCUUGAACCAGAAAAGCCAACAGGAGCAAAGACAGUGGUAAUGAUGGACCGAAUUAAUUGACAGGCAUUGAAAAGAAAAGACUUCACUGCUGUCAAUUCCUUCAAUCUACAGAAUUUCAAUCACAAUCCUGCAUCUAACUCACACUCUUAGGAAAAAAAGGGUUCUGAUAGAUCACUUGCUUCAUAUAUGGAACCUCUAAAAGUUCUAUAUGGAACCCUUUUAUAGGGUUCUUUGAUCAGAACCCCAAGGGUUCUUUUUCACUGAAACAAAAUUGGUUCCAUAUAGAACCCUGUAUGGUGCCAUUUAUGAAUUAUGGCUAAUACUAAUAAAUUGUCAUAUUUUUAGAUAACAAUAUAAUUUAAUAAACAAUAAAUAAUGGAGAAAAGAAUACCAGUAUAGUUUUGAGAUUUUACUGUCAUUAUAUACAAACAUAGUUUGGAAAUAUGCACUGGUGGCCAAGGAGGCAUCUGUUUGUUUGAAUGAUGGGCCACGUCAAUAUUGGUACCAACUCAAGCUGACUUCUCUAUGGAACAGUACAGUAAGGGUUGUUUCCUAGGCUGGUUCCUGAAAAUAAGAAAAAAAGGACCAAAAACAUGAACUCAUCUUCAGAAAUAAGCAUGAGUUGAUCUGCCAAAAUGAAGACAACAUUGUAGAAGAACAACUUACAUAGAGUUGUUGUCAGCAGCAGCCGAAAGAGAUCCUCUGCCUCUGAUAGUUGAGUUACUGCCAGACUGAGUAAAACAGAUAGUGUGUUAAAAGUCAUGUAAUGAUUAACUAGGCUAUUGAAUCACCAAGACUUAGAAAUAAUGAGGAAUAAUUUAGAUGCAUACCUCCUCUCAGUCAGCCCACUGCCCAUCACAUGCAUUAUACAGAGGUCAGCAACAGUCUUCUAAUGGCUUCAUGAAACAUAGUCCCCUCGUCUGACUCAACAGUGAAAUACUGAAAUAAAAGUAACAAUUAUCUAAUAGCCAAUGUCAGGCUGGGUCUGUAGCUCUAUUUGGCAUAUUCAAUAAUAAAAAGUAAUUUUUUUUUGUAAGAGUUACUAAUAACUGAGCUAAUUAGCUUGUAAAGUGUCUAAUUAAACUAGGCUAAUUUCUUGUCUAGCUAGCUAGAUAACAAAUGGUGCUCAAAUUCUAAUACAACUUUAUCUAUCUAGCAUAGCUAGUUUAUCAUAUGACUGGUGUCAUAUUUGAAUGAAAUAAUAAACUUGACUUACCUUAAUAAAUGGAAAAAUAACAUGCUUAUUGGUAGGCUAUUUGCACGUUUAACCACUGUCAUACUGGAAUGGCAGUUGGUUUUUGAAUCAGAAUGGCAGUUCAAAUUUGAAUAGACCAAAAGGUUCUACAUAGAACCCCUUUUUUUAUCUAAGAGUGUAUGGUUUUAUUAAAACACUAUUUAUUCUUGCGUUUAGCUAGCAUUUAGUUUGAAACAGAUUUGUAUGAACCUUGCUGUUUGCCACUCCGACCUAAUGUUGCAAAACGCGAAUUCAAUCUCCCCCCGCCAUAGAGUGUUUAAAAAUGUCAGACGUCAGCUAGCCAUUUCUGACCAGGCGAAGGAUCUCCCCCAAAAUGUGUUGGUGUUAAGUCCUUGGUCUUGACUUGCAAAAUAAUUUAAUUUCUGAGUGCUUUUAUAUUCCUGAAUGAUCAUUCAUAUAAAAUGGUGAACUUCAGUCCCAAACCAGAGAAUGAGGAAAACCCUAGUGAAAGUUAAACAACAAGUAAGACAACAUGUCUAGCAGUGGUAGCAAAACAUUAGCUGAACAUUUAUGUUGCUGUAUAAAAGAAAAAUGAGUCUAUCGCAACAUAAUGGUACAAGCAAAAUAGCCUCUGUUUUUCAUACGGUCAUCUUAAUAUCAUUGUGAAAGCAGCCCAGAGUACCAUAAAACUUAAAUUAAAUACAGUCUCAAAUAGCCGCCUGUCCUUUUUAAUAACUGCGCAGAGGAACACAUUUAAGCAAAUAAACACCUGUUUCAAAUAUACCCCGGGUCUAAAUUAAUUGUUUACAAUGUUACCAUGAAUUGUUUACAAGGCUUAAUGUUUGAUUUAUUACAUUGAAUAAUUCGGUAAUGACUAAAAAUAAAUUAUGGCAAUCAGUUAUCGCCAGUAAGAGAAACUGCAAGCCUUUGGCUGCUAAAAGCUGAGAACUGCUAGCUAACUGGCAAACAAAAAAACAGUCAACACUUCGGGAGUAAAGACCCCUAGAAAUCAGCCAAUCGCCCUCUAGUUGCGAAAGUAAGAACUGUGAAGUCAUUGUGAAGAAUAAUUUUUCUGUCAAGGAAUUGAAAAAUAAUAAUUGUUCAUGAUUUAGAUUUUUUUUUACAUUAAAUACUGUAACAGCAGAGAAUAAAACAAUUAAUACAAGUCCAA